Darwinula stevensoni is the source of this 1747-nucleotide messenger RNA. The record is from the annotation of a GenBank genome assembly. NCBI's taxonomy places the organism in Eukaryota, Metazoa, Arthropoda, Ostracoda, Podocopida, Darwinulidae.
GUGAAUGUGAUAGAAGAAACAUGCUGGGCAUGACAAGUGAUGCAAAGAAUGAUUCGUAUUUUGUGGGUGUUGAUGUGGGUUCUGGCAGUGUCCGAGCAGGCCUUUUCAACAUGAGAGGUCAAUGCCUGCAUGUUUCUUCAGUCCCUAUACAGACGUGGAAUCCCAAGCCCAAUUUCUACCAACAGUCAUCCGAUGACAUCUGGUCUGCUUGUUGCACUGCAGUGCAAGAAGCAACCAGAGAGCAUGCUUCAGAUGUCAGAGGGAUGGGGUUUGCAGGGACUUGUUCUCUUGUCGUGUUGUCACCAGAAGGCCAACCAGUCUCUGUCUGUCCUUGCUCAGGAGAUGUUAGGCAGAACAUCAUCAUGUGGAUGGACCAUAGAGCUGAGUCUGAGGCAGAACAAAUCAACACAACUGGUCAUCAUGUCUUGGAGUACGUUGGAGGGAAGAUCUCGCUGGAAAUGCAGCUUCCGAAACUCCUGUGGCUUAAGAAGAAUUUGCCUUCUCAGUGUUGGACAAGGGCUGGAAGUUUAUGCUCCUUAGUGUGUAAAUGGACCUACCAGGCAAGUCUGGACAAAAAUAUUGGGUGGGAUGAAGACUUCCUCAGAUCAAUUGGACUAGUGGACCUACUUCUGGAUGAUUUCAAGAAAAUAGGGAAUGAUGUGAAGACCCCAGGUAGCCAAUUGGGAGCAGGGCUGACCAAGAAGGCAGCAGAGGAACUGGGACUUCGACCUGGCAUUCCAGUUGGAGCCUCAGCUAUUGAUGCUCAUGCAGGGGGAAUUGGACUCUUAGCAGCUGUUCCUUCCUCUCUCAGUCAUUCCACAAAUGGUCUUCCUCACAGGCUUGCUCUGAUAUGUGGAUCAUCUACAUGCCUCAUGGCUUUGAGCAAGGAACCCCUAUUUGUCCAUGGAGUUUGGGGGCCUUAUGCAAAUGCAAUGGUGCCAGGGUACUGGCUGUCCGAGGGAGGUCAGAGUGCAACUGGGAUGCUCCUUGACCAUAUCAUUCGAUCUCACCCUGCCCAUCAGCAUCUGCUGUCAGAAAAUGGAGAAUCCCAGGUGUAUCAAAGGUUGGAAGGGAUCUUGGGAAGCUGUCAGCUGGAGGAAGGACUGGGCAGUGUUUCUCUCCUCACAAGGGAUCUUCAUAUUUGGCCAGAUUUCCAUGGGAACAGAUCACCUCUGGCUGAUCCUUCUCUCAAAGGGAUGAUGAGUGGAUUGACGCUGUCCAGUGGCAAGAAGGAGCUCGCAAGACUCUACUUGGCAACAGUUCAAGCCCUUGGAUAUUCCACUCGGCACGUGAUCGAGACAAUGAAUGCUGCUGGUCACGAGAUCCAAGAGAUCCUCGUCUGUGGAGGGCUGAGCGAGAGCAGUCUGUUCUGCAAGAUGCAGGCUGACAUCACUGGCCAUCCGGUGCUGGUCCCUGAGACAAGAGAGGCUGUGUUGCUAGGAGCUGCCAUUCUUGGAGCUUGUGCAGCUGGCACUUGGUCUGAUGUCCUCACUGCUAUGAGUCACAUGGGGGGUUCUGCUCGCAUCAUAAACCCCGAUUCCAGUGAAAAGAGGUAUCAUGACAAGAAAUACCAGGUCUUCCAUGAGCUACUAAAUGCUCAGCUCCGCUUUCAAGAAAUCAUGAAUUCUUAGUCAAUCAUCAGCCUGAAGGAAGGCUUGUAAUGGAUACAUUCCAGGUAUAGUGAUUCUUCUGCUUAUGCUUACCAGUGAUGGGUUUCAUGAGUCAUUCCAUUUUUAUUAAAUCAUGC